AUGCAGAACGAUUGGUUAGACAUAGGAGAUUUUUGCAUUCCACUAGCACUAAAAUGGCGCACCCUAAUUCAUGACUGGUCGCCAGCCUUGCUAAAAUUUUAUCUCAAUGCGUUCCAGAUGACUCUCCCAGAUCAGAGUAAUUUAGUAAGAUGGGGUAAAGGUACCGAAAAAACUUGCUAUCUCUGCGGAAAGGCAGUUGGAACUGCCAAGCAUUUGCUGGUGGGAUGUAGGGUUCUCCUGGACAGCGGUCAAUACUCGCGUCGUCACGAUAGGGUUUUAGAGAUCAUACGUGAAGCGGUUAGUCUUUCGGUAGCCAGAGCGCAAAGGGAAAUAACCACAAACGAGCGAUCAAUAGGUUUUGUGAGAGAGGGCACCAGGGCUAUAAAAUCAAACGUCAAGCCUUACUCUAUCCUUAAAGCGGCUUCGGAUUGGACUAUCAUGAUGGAUACGUAUGAGAAACAAUACAAAAUCCCCGAGGAUAUUUGUGCGUCGGCCUCCAGACCAGACAUAUUUCUAUAUUCGCGUAUUUUAAAGCGCGUUGUGAUGAUAGAGCUUACGGUGCCUUGGGAAACCAACAUCCCCAAAGACCAUGCCAUCAAGGUCAAUAAGUAUUACGAGCUCACUAACGAACUAACUCGAAAUAGGUUCGUCGUUGAUUUGUACGCGGUAGAGGUGGGAGCGAGAGGUAUAACAGCUAAAUCUCUCUAUAACCUACUAAAAGACUUGGGCCUGUCCAGAACUAACAUUAAUUCAUUCUUAGAACGUACGUCGAAGGCAGCCCUAGUAGGUUCUUUUCAAAUUUGGUUAGGUAGGGAGAGGAACUUGGACAGUGGAGGUGAGCGUAUAACGCGCGUUACGUAA
This is a messenger RNA of Danaus chrysippus (African queen), 861 nucleotides long. Lineage: Eukaryota; Metazoa; Arthropoda; Insecta; Lepidoptera; Nymphalidae. The record is from the annotation of a GenBank genome assembly.